This is a messenger RNA of Kwoniella shivajii, 1509 nucleotides long. RefSeq lists its product as uncharacterized. The transcript is spliced from 11 exons. The record is from RefSeq and is a predicted model, not a curated record. Lineage: Eukaryota; Fungi; Basidiomycota; Tremellomycetes; Tremellales; Cryptococcaceae. Gene Ontology annotation, molecular function: glycosyltransferase activity. The coding region runs from base 1 to 1509 and encodes 502 amino acids.
AUGUACCGUCUACGAUUGAAUCGUCAACACAUACUUAUAGGUAUUGGAACUCUAUCAUUUGUGUAUAUACUCCUAAGCUUGAGUGGAUAUACGACACAAAGUGGACUGCUUUCCUUCUUGUCCCUCUCAGGCGAAGGAAGGUGUAAGAGACCUACGAAUGGAUUGAUAUCAGAGCUCGUCGGUGGAGUUCCAGGAUUCUUUGUUUUGGAGAAUGUCUGGUUCAGGAAUGAAACAUUCUAUCUACAUAAUCCAUCUCAUGAAUCCGUUCCUACAGAAAAACAAUUAUUGACAGGAAAAGUUAAUCUUGUGAUUGAACCUGAACCAAUCCGAUAUCAACCUGAUCAUUGUUUCGAUAAAACAUCAUUAUUUCUGAAUGAAGGUGCUGAACCUGGAUGGAAUGGUCUAUGGCAUUACUAUCAUUUCGCAGCGGAAAAUAUUUUAGGUGGAUUCGCAGCUUUAUCAACUACGGAUUCAUGGAAACAAUCACAAUCACAAUCACAAUCACAAUCACAAUCAAACGAGCUUGGAUGGAAUACCCCGGAAUACCCAAGUAGAUUAUUGAUUCCUUGGGAACCUGGAUGGAAAGAUGUUUGGGGAAUGAACGAGAUGGUUAUUAAAGCUUUAUUUGGUAAAAAUCUCGUGGACGCUAAGAAAUGGUCAAAAUUGACAGGGAGAGGUACAGAAUGGAUAUUCUUCGAUAAGAUAAUACUAGUAGACAGAUGGACGGCUCAUCGUAAUCAUCCUGAAUCCAAUCAAUGGAAUAAAAUGGCAUUACCAAUCUUCGAGAGUAAACCUAAACCAUCACCUUCUUUCUUCAACGAAGCCAGAAGGAGGAUGUUGAUUUAUCAAGGAAUCAAAGAUAUGGAAUUCUCCCACCUUCCACCUCCACCUCCGCCUCCGCCUCCGCCUGCACACUCACACGAAUUCGAGUAUGAAGAUGAACGUGAGGAUGCCUUUGAACAUCAACAAGGACAUGGGCAUGGGCAUGGACCUGGACCUGGACCUGAACCUGGAUACCCAUUCCACGAGAAUGACCAAAUCAAUAAAAUCGUUUAUAUAGAUAGACAAAACACCACUCGAAAAUUAUAUGAUGAAGACCACGAAUCAUUAAUGCAAGUUCUUAAAGAUUUUGACAAGAGACCAAAUGUAGAAAUACUACAUGUUUUAUUGGAAAAUUUAGAUGGUAAAAAUCAGAUCAAAGCUGUCGCAGAUGCUACUGUCAUGAUUGGAAUCCAUGGGAACGGAUUGACUCAUGAGAUGUGGAUGCCACAGGAAUCGACAUUGAUAGAGAUCUUCCCUGUUGGAGCUUUCUUGAGGGAUUAUCAACUAGUCGCUGAUGUCCUAGGACAUAACUACGUUGCUAUACGUAACGAUACUGCAUUAUCAGCUGAAGAGUGUAUAAAAUUAGGUGCUGAACAAGAAGCUGGCAAGACGCAUGAUGGCACUCAAAUACCCCUCGACCCAGAUGUCGUUCGUCAAGUCCUUAAUACGAUCUUGGAUAAUCAAUGA